Molecule: messenger RNA, 4276 nt
Organism: Klebsormidium nitens
Lineage: Eukaryota; Viridiplantae; Streptophyta; Klebsormidiophyceae; Klebsormidiales; Klebsormidiaceae
Source: the annotation of a GenBank genome assembly
AGUACUACUAGUAGGGGCCGGUCAGCUGAACAGCGCCGGCGGCAUUCCGACCAGGCUGAGGCCCAGGGGCACCAUUGAAAUGCCAUCUGAUCAGCUCACCAUCUCCAGGGGCUCUCCAGCUCGACGUACGACAGGGAGUAAUAGGACGAGGAAGCUACUGGCCGGCGCUUGUAGUAAUGGGCCAUGAUAGCUGAAGAAAAGCUACCGCCCCGGCAUUCGUCUUGAAAAGUAGAGAGGCUUUCCUUAUACCUAUCUCAUGCUAGCGAUAAGUGCUCGCGUGCGCCAGCUAACUGCUAAAGGAAAAUCCAUUUGAUAGAGGCCAAUGCUGUGAAAGCCAUCAAGUGGUUGUGCUACGUGCAACUUUGUGAAGAGUGACCGUGCGGGUAUGUGGAGAGUAACCGUGCGGGUAUGUACGCAUUGGAUAAUGUAAGGAGGAUGCCUCUAGGUAGUCAGACCUUUAGAGUUUGAUGACUUGAUAUAGGCGUUCAAGCAGGUUCAAUGGCGGUUCUGAUUUCACUAUCCAUGGUCGUCCUGCUGGCGCUGUCGGGAAGCGCUACGGCUGCCACAGGUUCAGACGAUGUUGUGGCACUGCUUGGCAUCAAAGCCAGCCUGGACCAAAACCCUCUGCUCGCAAAUUGGGUCAUUACUGGAGAUCCCUGCGCUCAGCCUUGGUAUGGCGUCGUCAAUUGCACCAGCGGAAGCCCGCAGCGGGUGACCAACCUUCAACUCCAAAACUCGGGCUUGAGUGGAACCAUCAGCCCUUUCCUUGGGAACUUGACGGCGCUGACCUCACUGGACAUGAGCUCCAACCGCUUGACAGGCCCCAUCCCCGCUACUAUCGCAAACCUGGUCAACAUCUCCCGCAUCAAUCUCCACAGCAACAAGCUCACAGGGACGCUCCAACUGUUCAGCAAGCUGCGAACUUUAACCUACUUGAACGUGGGCGAUAAUCUGCUCACAGGUGGCGUGCCGCCAGAGUUCAACAACUUGACCCUCAUGACGUACCUCAGUAUCGGGAUGAACCCCAUCGGAGGACCAAUUCCAGACCUAAGCAAGCUGACAAAGGUCAUUCACAUCCAUUUCGACAACAUGAACCUGACCGGCCCCCUGCCUGCCACGCUCUCUGCACUGACCAGCAUGAUCCACCUUGUCGUGCAAAACAACCAACUUUCAGGCACUCUGCCGCCGUCCCUUUCAGCCCUCACUUCAGUCAGCCUCAUCCAGCUGGACAACAACUUCUUCACGGGCACGCUGCCAGCCUCCUACAGCAACCUGACGUCGCUCAUUGACUUUCGGGCGGUGAACAACCAGCUUUCAGGCCCGAUCGAUCCGUCCUGGCUUCAGCUGAAAAACCUGCGGAAGCUGGACCUGAGCUACAACGACUUUUCGGGCGUGGUUCCGUCAGGCAUCGGAGACAUGCCGAGUCUCAUCGAUCUGAAUUUGGAGCACAACUCUUUCAGCGGCGCCGUUCCGGCGUCUGUGUGUUACAGCCCCCGGAUGACCACCCUGCGCUUGAACGCCAACCUCUUUAGCGGCGCACUGCCGGCAUCCUGUUACAACAUGACGAGCCCUCCCUUCCAGACAGCCUGGUUCCACGACAACCAGCUCACUGGCGACAUCCCUAGCAGCCCGGACGACUCAGUCGGGAUCACAGCGUUUGGCAACUCCUGGUGCGCUGGCAAUGCUCAACUCCCCGCGUGCCAGGUGCCCCCAACUCUCGCCGCUGCCCCCAUCGCCCCCUCUUCAGCGGCCGCGGUCCCGGCCCCCACGUCGGCGCUGCAGCUGCCAAAAGGCUGCUCGUGCCCAUCAGGCCAGGUGCCUCAGCCGUACACUCUGAGCACGCAGCUGGCCCCCAACGGCUCCGUCCCCUGCUCGUGCGUCUCCCCCUCGCAGUUCGUCAUCAACCUCCCCGGCGUCAGCUUCGUCGAACUCACCCCCAUCCGGUUCCAAAGGCUCGCCGCCAGUCUUGCCGCCACGCUGAACCUGCUCCCCGAGCAAGUCACCCCUGAGGGCGCAUGCCGCGCCUCGGACCAGUUUUGCGGGGUAGUCUGCGACUCCCCGCUCUGCCACGGCACGAACUCGGUCUUCCAACUUCUGCCCGGGACGGCGUGCCUCGCGUCCCGCCCCAACUGUACGUCGCUCUGCAAGUUUCCGCCGUGCACCGGAACCACCGCCGCCUUUCAGCUGCUGCCAGUCGAGGGGCAGCAGAUACCCGCGAGCUAUAUCCAGAGCUUGGAAACGCGACUUACGGUUAUGGGCGCCAACUCGUGGUUCUCCAACAAGAUCGACGACGACUUUGUUCCGUACACGCUCGUCAUUGCGCAGCCGCCCACCACAAUCAUCAUACAGACCAAGACGUCGACGUCAACGAUCGUCAUUGCGGUCAUCGGCGCGGUGGUCGGGAUGGGCGUUCUUCUCGCGAUCUGCGCGGGGCUGGGCUUGGGUUUGUGGUGGCACCGCAGGCGGCGUCAGAGGCUCGAUGCAAACCCGUGGUUGCGCGCGGAGAAGAGCCGGUGGAGCACGGCGCGGCCGCUCCGGGAGGGGUCCGGCGUUCCGCUCACGCAGGAGGCGAGCGGAUCGUCCGGGUGGCACCCAACAGCGGACACAACGAGCCCAUGGUCGGGGCCCCGAUCCGCCACCGCGGAGCCGUUCCUCAACACCGAGCUGCGCACGUACAGCUUCGCGGAGCUCGAGGCCGCGACCGACGACUUCUCAACGGAGCGCGCCAUCGGGUCCGGCGGUUUUGGGACAGUGUAUCGGGCCACCUUUCCGGACGAUUCCGAGGUCGCGGUUAAGCGGCUAAGCCUGGAGAGCAAGCAGGGUGAGCCGGAGUUCCUGGCGGAGAUUGGCGCCAUAUCGCAGCGGCUGAAGCACCCUAAUCUGCUGAGACUCAUGGGCUACUGUUCGCACGGGCGGGACAGGCUGCUGGUGUAUGAGCUCAUGCGGCGCGGGGAUCUCAGAGGUUAUCUGCGAGAUGGGCGGAAGGAGCCAAUGGCAUUUCUGGACUGGGAAACGCGGCUCAACAUAGCCUGCGACUCCACAGCAGGAUUGCAGUAUCUGCACGAGGGGUUCCGGCCUCCAGUGGUGCAUCGGGACAUCAAGACGUCGAACAUCCUCUUGGAUGAUGACUUCCGGGCAAAGAUCUCCGACUUCGGGCUGGCCAAACUGUACCCUGAGGAUGAUGCCACGCACAUCACCACCAAAGUGCAGGGGACGUACGGUUACUUGGCGCCUGACUAUGCCACUACCGGGCUUCUCAACACCAAAAGCGACGUCUACAGCAUGGGCGUGGUCUUCCUGGAGCUCUUUGCGGGCGUCGUCGCGGUAUCCGCGACCACCCUCAACUCUGACGUCAACAGCUUCUUGGUGCCCUGGGCCCGGCGGAACAGCGGCAAGGCGGGGUUCUGGAAGGAGGUGAUGGACCCUGCUCUGGAGGGGCAGUGCCCGCCCAAAGCUGCCAAAAUCUUCGCGGCACUGGCGGUCGGCAUGAGCUCGCACGAUCCCAAUGCUCGCCCGACAAUGAGCCAAGUGGCUUACACAUUGGAAAUGGUGAAGAAGGAAUGCGCCGCCAACCAGGGCCAACCGUCCCUCCCACGGACGGCCGGUUCUAAUGGUGUCGUCGGCACGACGUCAGCGAGUGGUAGUGGAUCACGUGCUCGGAAGGGUGAUAGCUAUCGGCCGUUCGAGCCCCAGUCUGGCACGUGGGCUGAAGAUAGUCUUACGGGGGGGUCUAGUAGGACGACCGGCUCGGAGGGAACAUGGGUGCAAAUGAGUGAGUCGGAGAGCCUGCCGGAGCAUUCAACGCUCUUGCGGCAUGGUCAAGGCGUCACUGUUGUACGACCGGAAGUCUUUCAAGGUAACGGCCGAUAGUAUAUAGUGUAGACACGGAGCCCAGAAGCCAAGGCCGCCAAAAUGGCCAAAAUCCGGAUGCUUAUAAUUGAAGAGCCACUACACGUAUAUGCCUCAUAUAACAACUACAUACAAUGAUAUAGUGUCCUCUGCUCUCUCAUAAUCGUUUGUUUGUAAAGUAUUGAAGGCCGGCCUUGGUAGUUGUCAGGGUUUUUGGAACUGGAGAGACCACCUAGCUAGCUAGGCCCUUAGUGGCAACAUGUAGAAAGUCUGUGAGUUUGGAUACUUGUUCAAUUUUGUAGAGGCCUGUCAUAUAAAGCAAGCUCAAGGAUUUAGUUCUCUGACAAUCAGCAAGGCAAGGUCAUACAAUCCGUAGCAUGCAGCUAUCACUGGAGUGAUUAAAGAUAUUACAUACGAUUGUCACUAC